Paramecium sonneborni is the source of this 1000-nucleotide messenger RNA. NCBI's taxonomy places the organism in Eukaryota, Ciliophora, Oligohymenophorea, Peniculida, Parameciidae. The record is from the annotation of a GenBank genome assembly.
AUGAAAUAUUCAAAAAUACCUUUGAUCUCUUCGCCUAUUUAUUUAAAGAAUAAUUUAACUUCCACAGAGUAAUAUAUGGCUUUUUUAUCCUAUAAUUCAGAUAAACUUAAAUUGAAUGUCGUAAAUAAAAAAAAUAAGUAAUAUUCUUAUUCAAUUUAGAGAAGUUCGUGUAAUAGCAAUAGAGGAUCAAUCUGCUCCUACUUCAAUUCAAUAUAUGGCAGAUUAAACCUUGAUUGUUACAACAAUGAAUGGAUAUUACUUAUAUUCAGAAAAUGGUUAAUAAUAACAUCAUAAAUUAAGAAAUCAAUUGGGAGAUAUUUCGUAAUAUUUUAUAAGUGCUACUUUGGUGAUUCCAGAAAAUUAGAAACCUUUUUAUGCUAUUGGAUUUGAAAAUAAAAUAAUAUUCAUUGAUUAGAAAACACCAAAAUAAGAAUUUUUUGGAAUAAAUCUAAAAAAUAUUCAACCAACAUGUUUGGCUAAUUAUUAUUAGUAUUUAAUUUUUGGUGAUACAAAAGGUUAAUCUAUUUUUUUGAAAUAUAGGAUAUAUACAUUAAAAUAAAUGUUUGACAAAUUCAUAAGUAACAGAGACAAAAUCUUUAAAUUUAAAAACUAAAGACACAGCAAUUUUAUCGUUGUAGGUAAUGGAGAAGAAGGAUUAAGAGCCAAAGUAAUUAAUAAUAGUUUCUGAUUUCAUUGGCAGAUUAUCUAUUGUAGAUCUUAUAAAAUGGGAAAUACUGUCAAUAAUAAAUUCUCACAUUAAGCCCAUUACUGCUUUAGCUAUAAACUAAUAACUGUAUAAGAUUUUAUAAAUUUUAUUAGUGAAUAUUUUUUAUCUGGUUCAGAAGAUACUUUUAUUAACAUUUGGAAAUUGAACUAAAAUUUAUAACCUCAAUUAGUUUAGUCCCAUCAUUUGGAUGAUAGCAUAAUUGUUGGAAUUACGAAUGACAUUUUUAUUGCUGCCUAUGACCAACAUGAAUUAAUUUAUAUAGAAAAUAAUUGA